Molecule: messenger RNA, 1885 nt
Organism: Toxorhynchites rutilus septentrionalis
Lineage: Eukaryota; Metazoa; Arthropoda; Insecta; Diptera; Culicidae
Gene: CAH9
Product: carbonic anhydrase 7
Exons: 7
Coding region: 475-1425 (316 amino acids)
Cellular component (GO): cytoplasm
Molecular function (GO): carbonate dehydratase activity; zinc ion binding
Source: RefSeq, a predicted model, not a curated record
CGUACCUGCCGUUAAUGGCUUUUCCGUCUUUGUCGCCCGACGACACUUUGAACACCGGUGGUUCUAUAAAACCCUAUCACAUGAACUGUCGCGAAAUCAGUUAUCAGCCUGUAAUCCACAGAGAAACAUCCGUUCUUUUCGCGUUCCGCCGAGCAAACUAGGGGUUGCCACCCGGGAGGUGCGAUAGUGAUCUUCGAUUGAGUGUGAGAGCUUAAUAGACUGCAACUAUCUCCCCCCUCAACUAGCCGCGGUGAAUUUUCUGGUAACACAGAUUCACGUGUUUUCCGGGGAAUCGGCGAGUCUGGUAGUGUUCUAAUAGUUGACAAGUGGUUAUACAAACAGUUUUAUCUGCUGGCGAGGUGCUAACUUGCGGUUUGCGUGGAUUGAAUUAUUGUGUAUUUUGCCGUGAAUCGGAAUCUAGAAUACUUCAGUGCCACUAGGGCAGCGGUUCGGGCAGCAACAAAAAGCAACGAAAUGAAAGUAUCAACAUCAGCAGCGAUUUGGACCACUCUGGUGGCGAUAUUAUUCGUGGGAGUUCCAACCGCCUUCAGUGCUGGACAUCACCGCUUCGGAUACACCAAGCCGGAACAGCGCCGAUGGUCGAAGGCCCAUGAAAGCUGCGCGGGUAAACAUCAGUCCCCGAUCGCCAUCACCAGCAGCAAGGCGAUUCCGCUUAACAUGCCCGGCAUAGAACUGGUCGGAUAUAACAAUUUGCUACCGGGGCCAAUCACACUCCACAACAAUGGACACUCAGUAUCCUUGGGAGUUCCUAAGACCGAACCCGCGAAAGGCAAACAUCCGUACAUCUUUGGAGGCAAAAUGGAGAAUGAGUAUGAGUUAGAGGGUCUCCAUUUCCACUGGGGAGACAAAAACAACCGUGGAGCAGAGCAUGUUCUUAACGACAUUAGGUAUCCACUUGAGAUGCACAUUAUCCACCGAAACAAGAAAUACAAAAGCGUGCCCGAGGCUCUGGGAUACGCCGAUGGUCUAACGGUGCUUGGAUUUUUCUAUCAGGUUAGCGAGCAUGACAGUGCGGAGAUCGGCAGCCUGCUGCGGUCCUUCCCGCUGAUCGAAGAAUAUGAUCACCAGGCUCACCUCAAUUUCACCUUUACUCUCAACUCGCUUAUCGGUGAAAUCGAUUUGACUCGAUUCUACACCUACAAAGGCUCACUCACAACACCACCCUGCUCGGAAGCCGUCACAUGGGUUCUGUUCUCAGACCCGUUGAACAUUUCUAUCACGCAGAUCCGACGAUUCCGGCUGCUCGACACCGGUAUGCAUGGUUCUCCGAUGGUGGACAAUUACCGGGCGUUACAGCCCCUGGGUAAUCGGCGCAUUUUCGUACGGAAAGUGAACGCGCGUAACACGCCGCUCGAUGUGGUGCAGAAGGAAAUCGAUUACACCCGUUUUGAUUGGGUGUAUUAGGUGGGUGGGGCAGUUCGACCUCAUUUUGCACACAAGCUGCACAAGCGUUACCAAAAAGAAAAUUGUUUCAUUUAAUACAACUCGAUUGACACUUCUUCGGUUUAGGUGUGCAUAGAAGCAAAAUCAUAGUGCAAAAAAUAUAAAUCCUCAACUUAAAUAGAUUAUUUUAGAAUACUCUUCCUGAAGAGUAGAUUAUUAGUUAAAACUAAACUGUAAGCAAUGCGAACCAACGAAAAAAACAUUCCACGUGUUGGCUUUGGUUCUACGUUAAUGUCUAUAAAUAAUAGAGAAUAUCUGUUAAUUCGAAAACUAUACAUGUGCGAAUAGUUUUUCUUUCUAUCGGUUACAAAAAUCUAAACAAUUAUUGUGAGUCCAAUCGAUACUGCUCCGUUGGAAUGGUAGCAAUAUUACAUCAUCUGGAAUGUAUUGUAAAAUAAAAUGUUAUUAGUUUUUACGUACA